UGGUGUCACUGGUCACUGGUUGUGAUACUUGAGUUGCGAUGCGCAAAUAUCUCCGUACGAUGUGUAUUGUUUAAAUAUGUCCCAAAAGGGAAUGCAAAUUUUAAGAGUUUAAGAUAGAAAAUUGGUUCUCGACGAGACAAGACAGAUGCAAAACUUUAUUUUUUUAAUAAAAAAUGUGGUUUCUCGUAAACUUUUAAUAUUAAAUUGCAAGUGGAUAAAGAAAUCAAGUGUGAAGGUAGAAAUGUCAAACUUUUUUUAUCUAAUUAAUUGGUUGAUUAUAAAUAUGUAUAAUUAAACUAAAAAAAUAAUGACCGCAUCACUGGUGGCGACAUAGCUUUCGAAAUGCAUCCAUUUUCUGCGUUACCCUCAUCCCCCCGAAGAACUGUCACUGAAAGACGUCUAACUAGAUUGGAAAGUAGAAAAUUGCCUAUUGAGCCUACGUUAUUAGAAAGGAGACUCUGUGAAGCAUUUGAUGUAUUCGAUAAUGCAAGAAGUGGAGAAGUAGAUGUUAGAGAUUUGGGUACUAUAAUCAGAGCAUUAGGCUGUGUCAUCACAGAAGCUGAGUUACAAGAAAUACAAGUAGAAGUGGAAGAUGUUGAAAAUAAUUGUGUACCUUUAAACAGAUUUGUAGAAUAUAUGAGCAAAGCGAUUAAUGAACGCAAGUUUAAACCAGCAGAACCAGAAGAGUUAUUGAAAGCAUUUCAAUUGUUAGAUCCUGAAAAUCGCGGAUACAUCAUGAAAGAUGAUUUAGAAAAAUCAAUUAUGGAAAUUGGAGAGCCAUUUACAAAAGAGGAAGUGGCCGAUAUGAUGGCCAUUGCGUGUGAUGUAGAAACAGGAAAAAUUAAUUAUGAGCAUUACAUCAAUUUGCUAAUUGUGGAAUAAACAAGGAUACUUACAAUAUGAUUCAAUCCUUCUUGAACAGAGUGGUCUCUAGAAUAUAUUAAGCUUAUUUUUGAACCUUG
Molecule: messenger RNA, 962 nt
Organism: Linepithema humile (Argentine ant)
Lineage: Eukaryota; Metazoa; Arthropoda; Insecta; Hymenoptera; Formicidae
Product: dynein regulatory complex protein 8-like
Molecular function (GO): calcium ion binding
Source: RefSeq, a predicted model, not a curated record